AUGGGAGAAGAACGCGCGGGGCAUGCUGGGAUGAUGGAGAAUUUCUCGGCUCUCUUCGGAGGGGCCGAGCCGCCGCCUCCCGCCGCGGCUACCGCGCUGGGCUUCGGGCCGGGGAAGCCGGGGGGUCCCGGCGCCGGGCCACCCCCCGCAGCCGCCACGCCCCAGACCGUGGAGGACGCCGCCCGGAAGGCCGCGGCUGCCAGCGGCCCCUUCUACCUGAUGCGGGAGCUACCAGGCAACAUGGAACUGACGGGCAGCACCAACCUGAUCACACACUACAACCUGGAACACUCUUAUAACAAAUUCUGCGGCAAGAAGGUGAAGGAGAAGCUGAGCAACUUCCUGCCCGACCUGCCAGGGAUGAUCGACUUGCCGGGCUCGCAUGACAACAGCAGCUUGCGCUCCCUUAUUGAGAAGCCACCCAUCUGCAGCAGCUCCUUCAACCCCAUCACUGGCACCAUGUUGACUGGCUUCCGCCUGCAUGCUGGGCCGUUGCCAGAACAAUGUCGCUUGAUGCAUAUCCAGCCACCCAAGAAGAAAAAUAAACACAAGCACAAGCAGAGCCGCACCCAGGAUCCUGUUCCCCCAGAAACCCCCUCAGACUCCGACCACAAGAAGAAGAAAAAGAAAAAGGAGGAGGAUCCGGAGCGGAAGAGGAAGAAGAAAGAGAAGAAGAAAAAGAAGAACCGGCACAGCCCAGAGCACCCAGGCGUGGGCAGCUCCCAAGCCAGCAGCAGCAGCAGCCUCCGGUGAGGCACCGACUCUGACCGUGGCACUGGGAUCACUCCAGGGAGACGCCCAUCAUCGACUUGCUGAGUGCUGGGGAGAGCGGCGCUGGAGGCGACAUUAGGAACUACCCCAGAGCAGCUCGCAGGGGGGAACUGGGUUGCCCCACUGGGGGCCCCCGUGUGUACAGAUAUCUCAGGGCAUCAGCCUGGUGGGAGCACAGACUCAGCUGGAGAGGGGGCACUGGCUGCUGCCUUUAAGGCUUGCUCAUCCCUUUUAUACCAAAUAAUCCUCUCAGUAGCAGAGGCUCUUUUUUUAUUCACGUUUUAAUUAAAUCUCUGCUUGGAGGAGA
This is a messenger RNA of Chelonia mydas (Green sea turtle), 1078 nucleotides long. It is a transcript of the gene MED19, whose product is annotated as mediator complex subunit 19. Gene Ontology annotation, molecular function: transcription factor binding; transcription coregulator activity. Lineage: Eukaryota; Metazoa; Chordata; Testudines; Cheloniidae. The record is from RefSeq and is a predicted model, not a curated record. Gene Ontology annotation, cellular component: mediator complex. Gene Ontology annotation, biological process: positive regulation of transcription by RNA polymerase II.